CGAAGAUGGCGAGCAGAGGAUCUGGAAACUGGGCUUUAGUAGAGCAUCAACACCACAGCCGGGCAAGCAGAGUGUACCGCUUUCAGAUCCUGUUGCCAAAUGGCACGAGCACUGGCCUCACUCUGAAAGAUCCUGGAGAGGAGAUGCCGCUUCAUGAUUUCUUAGAUCAUAUUAGAACAGAGUUGGAGGAUGUCCCCAUGGAUGGUGAUGACAGGCGGGGAAUUGACUGGAGUGGCGAUGUUUAUCUAGAGGACCUACUGGACAGAAAGAUACACAAGGAAUUGCAGUUCAGUGAUUUUCUCACCAACAGUACUAAUAUAUUAAGACUCCAGGAUGGUGAAGGCUUUGUCAGAACAUUUGAGAAUAUGUGGGACCUUACACCUCCAACUGAACUGCUCCAAGAGCUUCCAGCAGAGUAUAGCACUGAGAGUGCUCUCGCAGACCUUAUUGACAACUCAUUACAGGCUUUAUGGUCAAAUGGUAAGAAAGAUAGAAAGCUGAUCAGGAUAACUAUUGACCAAGAGAAGAUGGUGAUUUUUGAUACUGGUAGGGGGAUGGACGGUUCAGAUGAGAAUUCUAUCUCUAAAUGGGGUACAAUUGGUUCUUCUAACCACAGAGUAUUUCGGGCAAAAGGUAUUGGCGGGAAAGCGCCAUAUUUAGUGCCUUUCUUUGGCAUGUUUGGCUAUGGUGGAACUAUUGCGUCGAUGCAUCUUGGAAGACGUGCCAUAGUUUCAUCAAAAACGAAGGAAUCAAGGAAAGUGUUUACCUUGCAUCUUUCGAGGGAGGCUCUGUUGGCGAAGUCCUCGUCUAAACUUAGCUGGAAGACUGCUGGAGGAGUUAGGGAUCCAUCUGAAGAAGAGUUGACAUUGUCGCCACAUCAAAGUUUUACCCAGGUGGAAAUCCAGGGCUUGAAUAGGUGCUUGGAGGCAGCCAAACUUCAAAGAUUUCUGAAGGACAUUUAUUUUCCAUACAUACAGUACGACGAGGAUAAUGGAUCUAUGAAUACAAGGAGGCCGGUUCAGUUUGAGGUGAAUGGUGUAGAUCUAGCAGAAAUACUGGAAAAUGAAGUGACAGUUACUAAUUUGCACUCUUGUGCUGGUCCUAGUUUUAUUCUUGAUGUAACAUUUUCCUGUACUUCAACAACUGCAGGUAACAUAUUCGAAGCCCAUGCACGAAUCAAGUGUGUUUACUUUCCGAUUGUCAAGGGAAAAGAAUCUAUCGACUCUAUUUUGGAAAUGUUAAGAGAAAAUGCCUCAGGGGUAAAAGAGAACUUUGACAAUUUUUCACGUGUGUCAAUCCGCCGACUUGGGCGGUUACUCCCUGAUGCUAGAUGGGGCCCUCUUCCUUUCAUGGAACCUAAACAAAGCAAAGGAAAAAAAGCUGAACUCCUGAAGCGAUGCUGCAAGAGGGUGAAAUGUUUUGUUGAUCUUCCAACAAGCAGUGGCAAACACUUCAAAGAAGAAAGGUCUUCCAAAGUUGCAUCUUGCAGUGGUGACCAACUGAGGGAGACCCAGGCUGUCAUUAAUUGUCAUAUUGAUAGCUUGCCAACAUUGUCUACUGAAAGUGCAGAUCUAAGGAGAGAAAAUGGGAGCCUGAAUAUGUUCAAAAUUCAACUUGUAGAUUUUGCUGGCAGAGAAACCGGCGCCCCAACUGUAGGACCAAACGUCUUUCUCUUCGGCAUUGAUAUUGGCUCUAGUUUGGCUCACAAGGAGAUUGAAGUCCUGAAAUUCCUCGAAAGCUUGGGUGGACAAAGGAAGAUGAAAAACAUCAAUGGGGUCAUCCAGACUGAUUUAGCACAACACGACCUUUUUACCAAGGCACUUCGCUGCUUGGAUGGCAGUUCUCGUAGUGACAGCUCAGUUGAGGAUGUUAAUGUUGAUGUCCGUAGAGGCGGAAGAUCACUAAAUUUUACCCAGUUGGAGAAGCAGUAUCACGACUGGAUUAAUAAUAUGCAUGCACAGUAUGAUGUGGAAAUCGACGAAGGUGACAACGAUCAUACCGUUAUUAUCAACCCAAGCAACAAGGACCGACUUGGAAUAUCUGAAGAUGUCCAAGUCAUUAGAGUUUACACCUCGGUCAGGAGGAAAGGGAAAACAUGGAAAAGAGGAGAUCAUCUGAAAAUCCAACCAGGAGUUCUUGCACGACUGAAAAAUAAUUUCCUCUCAUUGAAAACCAUAUUCUAUGCAACAUUGGAGUAUGUUGUUGGUGAAGGACUUGCAGGAGAUAUUUGUGGUGAAGCUCGACUUAUAUGCAGGUCUAUUGAGUUCUCUGAUAAGCAAGGUUGCUUACUUGAAGAAGGUCCUGAUAGCAUGUGCCUUAACAUCCAAGAAUCUGUCUCCUUCCCUAUCAGCAUGAUAGAUAAUGAUAAGUGUCACACCAUGGGAAAUGAUUCUUGGCGGCAAAUACUUGGGAAGAAAAAGGAGAAGGCUCCAGCAUGUAUUGAAGUCCUAAGGAAUUUGCAAGGCAGUGAUCUCACUAUAGAAAGGGGUCUACCAUUUGAAAAAGUUAUAAUGGCUGGUUAUAAACAUCCACGUGAAAUUAUAGCUGUAAUCCUACCACAGUGUGCAACUACUUGCUCCACCAGCCCCCUUGACAAGAGAUAUAUUCUGAAGGAUGAUGAGAUAGAGAUGGAAAUGGACAUUAAUCAUUUGCCUGGAAGUAAAAAAGACCAUCUCCGUGCAAAUUGUAUUUAUAGGAAGCUCAAGAAGCCCUCAUCGCGUGAUAGCAUAAACGGGCUGUAUAUCUUUCAGUUGAGCGAAGAUUCAAGCAUCUUUACUAAAUCUGGUGUUUACCAAUUUAUAUUCUCGGUUAGGUGCAAAGAUUCAAGUAUCAUUACGCAUGAAACAGAGAUAACAGUUUGUCCAAACUCCAAUACUAGACGUUGGCAACUAUCCAGCGUUGCUGAUUGUUCUGCUGGCAAUGCUGUAGUAAAUAUAAGGCUUGGGGUGCCAGUUAGAUGUCUUGGAGUUAGAAGCCAUGAUUCGUAUGGAAAUGCAAUUCCUUUCCAAGAUAUACGUAAGGCUGUCAUAACUAUAGUUGAUGGUAAUUAUAUUCUGGCCCAAGUUGAGGAUAUCGAAGUGGAACUCUCAUCAGAUUCAAUGACUCUGAAUAUUAGGGACUUCCUGUUCAAAAGCAGCAAAUUGGACAUAAUAAGGCCAAAGUAUGAAGCGAUGUUAAAGAUAUCUUUAUCUGAUAAUGAGUUCUCUCAUCUAUGUCCAUGUAAAGUUAUGCCAGGUCUUCCGUCAACCAUUAACAUGGAUAUGUGCCUUGCCUGGGAGAAGAAUUUAACUCCUGGGGAAGUUAUUGAUGAUGCCCUUCUAGAGGUGUUCGACCAUUGUGGUAAUCAUGUUGAAGAAGGGACGGAACUUAUUGUCGAAAUUGUUGGAUUCUCAUUUGUAGAUAAACAUGGACAUGUUCGAAAGGUAAAUAGUGAAGGGUUUGUUGACCUAAGUGGACUACUUAGAGUUAUUAAUGGAUUUGGUUCACAAGCUUGUUUGAAGAUUUUUCAUCAUGAGAAAGAGAUUUUUGCUACAACAUUUCAGAUUUCUAUCAGGAAUUUGGAAGCUGUUGAGGUUCCACAAAGUUGUCAAGCUGGCACCUUAUUGGAGAACAUUAUAUUUGAAGUUUUCGACAGCAAUGGACUGAUUGAUGAGUCAAUACAUGGACCCCUCCAUACACUGAGCAUCAGGUCGAAUGAAAAACUUGUGGAAGGAGCACAAUAUACAUUUGAACGUGGAAGAUGUAUUGUUUCUCGUGUGCCGGUUCCUCGUGAACCAGGAACAGUCACUUUUGUGGCAUACCAUACACAUUUUCCUGACCUAGAAACAACAAUUCAGAUUCCUGUUUAUACUCUUGAUUUGGUGCCCGUCAAAGGGGAGAACGAAUCUGAACCUAUAUGCAGCUACCCAACUUCAUCUGUAUCAAGUCAAAAUACUAUACCUCCAAGUCAACUGGUUCUUAGUCAAUCUAACAGUCUUGCUUCAAACAUUCUGGGGAAAUUUUCUGAUGAGAUUCAAGAAAUUGAUUCUGAGAUAUGCUCUCAAGAAGUUCUGAUUAAAGCUUUUGAUUCUCGUAAGAAAACAUUGGAGAAUGAUAUUGUCAAUCUGCAAGAUGAGAUUAGCCACACAGCUGGAUCAGCCACUGGUGCAAAAGAGUUGACUCGUCAUAAAAUUGAAGAGAAUGUUGGUACUGCUGCUGCUGUUCUAUGCACUCUCUCCAGCAGACAAUGUUUGAUGGAUGAUGUUGUCGGUAUUGUUGCUCUUCUCGGAACUGUUGCAGACAGAAAAAUGAGCAGGAUGCUUUCUCUGUAUCUUGGUGAAGACAACAUGCUAGCAGUGGUUUGCAAGACACAGGCUGCUGCUAAUUACUUUGAGAAGUAUGCCGCUGAUGGAAGUGUGGAUGUCCACUUUGGUAUUCAUCAGGAGGCAGCUAACCUAGGAGCUCCUAUAAGAAAGAGAUUUCCUAUCAUUUGCCUCGAUUUAAUAAGGCCAUACACUGGAGGCCUCCAUUUGAACACAAAGCAAAAGCCGCUAGCUCUGCCGUUUCCACAUUCCAAGGGAUUUCGUGGGUUUGCGGUGAACAUGAUCGAUCUUUCCCCAGAGAGUUUGACGAUAGUCACAGAUGGAUAUGGUCUCCGUGAAACCUUAUUUUAUAGGCUCUUUGGAGAGCUUCAAGUCUAUGAAACACGCGAGGAUAUGUGGCAAGCCAUUCAUCAUCUGAAGAAUGGGGCUAUAUCUUUGGAUGGUGGGAUUAUAAAGGGUGAUGGCAUGCUGAUCCUUGGAUACAGUGACCCAGAGGUGACUUUUCCUGUUGUCCCACGUAGUGCUCUGGACGUUGAGGAAGACGACUCUGAAUAUGUGUGUAACAAAAUAAAAACGAUGCAUGCACAGAUGGGUGUUGUAAAAACUUUGGAGAACAGGAUAAGAGCAGCAGAAGAGCAAAAGCAGAAAUUGGUGAUGGAGCGCAACGAGAGAAAACGUAAGUUUGAUGAGAUAUCGGAGGUACUGAGCCAGCCCAGUGGCAGUGGCGACCACCAGCUUUAUGAGUAACACCCAGGGCAGACAUUACUAGACAGUAAGAAUGGGGUGUAUGUAGAU
Molecule: messenger RNA, 5096 nt
Organism: Lolium rigidum
Lineage: Eukaryota; Viridiplantae; Streptophyta; Magnoliopsida; Poales; Poaceae
Product: structural maintenance of chromosomes flexible hinge domain-containing protein GMI1-like
Exons: 38
Coding region: 6-5048 (1680 amino acids)
Source: RefSeq, a predicted model, not a curated record